AAAUAAUCAAAAAAAAUCAACUAAAAUAACUAAAUUCUCGUCGGAUGAUUUAGCAGUCAAAUUAGCCAUCGUUUCUCACAAGUCCGGUGUCUCUUCUUCCCCUUGGACAACAAACAAAGGUUUUUGCUGUCAAUCUCAGAGCAAAUGUGGAUUUUUGGAAGAAAAGGCCCAUCUGGGUUCUCAGCCAAUUCUACAGCCGAGGAAGUUACCAAAGGAAUUGAUGGAACUGGACUCACUGCUAUCGUUACAGGUGCAUCAAGCGGUAUUGGCACAGAGACUGCACGUGUCCUCGCCAUGCAUGGUGUACAUGUAGUUAUGGCAGUAAGAAAUACAGAUGCUGGUAGAAAAGUCAAGGAUGCAAUACUAAAGGAAAACCCCAAUGCUAAAAUCGAUGUUAUGGAGUUAGAUCUCAGCUCAAUGGUGUCGGUAAGGAAAUUUGCAUCAGAAUACAAGUCCACGGAUCUUCCUCUGAACCUUCUCAUCAACAAUGCAGGGGUUAUGGCUCCUCCUUUCAUGCUUACCCAAGACAAAAUUGAACUGCAGUUUGGAACUAAUCAUAUAGGUCAUUUUCUUUUGACAAAUCUUUUGUUGGAGACCAUGAAAAAUACAGCACGUGUAAGCCACAAAGAAGGAAGGAUUGUUAAUGUCUCAUCAGAGGGUCAUCGGUUUGCAUACAGUGAAGGAGUUCAAUUUGAUAAAAUCAAUGAUGAAUCUAGUUUCAACACCAUAUAUGCUUAUGGGCAAUCAAAGCUUGCUAACAUAUUGCAUGCUAAUGAGCUGGCAAGGCGCUUAAAGGAAGAAGGGGUGGAGAUAACUGCUAAUUCACUUCAUCCUGGAGCCAUUGCCACCAACCUUCUGCGUCACCACGGCUUUCUUGAUGGCUUAGUUAAUCUGGUUGGUAAAUAUGUGCUGAAAAACACUGCACAGGGGGCGGCAACUACAUGCUAUGUGGCAUUGCAUCCGCAAGUCAAGGGGGUGACGGGGGAGUAUUUUUCGGAUAGUAACAUAGCCAAACCGACCGCUCAGGCCAAAGAUGCCGAUUUGGCGAAGAAAUUGUGGGAUUUCAGCUUGAGCUUGACUGAUCCUAAGUGAUGCUUUUGUCGAAUUGAUUUGUGUAGAAUGAAAGCAUUUUGUCCUAAGUUUUAAGUGUUAUGAAACCCUAUUGUGUGACAGACCUACUUUGAAUAGCUGUAAUUUUAUGGAAUUUAAUGUUGUGAGCUUUUGACAUAAGUUCAGUACAUGCUGUAAUCUUUUCUCAUAAUCAACUUGAUAGACAUGCUGGAUGGAAGCUAAAUAGUUUAUAUACAAAGUAUAAGAGGAUAGAGCUCACCUUUUUA
Molecule: messenger RNA, 1337 nt
Organism: Camellia sinensis
Lineage: Eukaryota; Viridiplantae; Streptophyta; Magnoliopsida; Ericales; Theaceae
Source: RefSeq, a predicted model, not a curated record